This is a messenger RNA of Haemonchus placei, 222 nucleotides long. The record is from the annotation of a GenBank genome assembly. NCBI's taxonomy places the organism in Eukaryota, Metazoa, Nematoda, Chromadorea, Rhabditida, Trichostrongylidae.
AUGAAGCCUCGGUUGUGGUCGUUACUCCUGUGUACGGGUUCAUUCUAUAGCCUAGUUUCAACGGUAGUCCCAAAAGAACUCGUAUUCGUUCAAGCGAUCUGGCGUCAUGGCGACCGAGCACCCCUCAAACUACCGUAUCCCAAUGACGCCUACACGGAAAGUGCUUGGCAACGAGGGUGGUCACAACUUACUAACGUGAGUUCAAAAGUUGUCUUUUCAUAG